UUCCACGUCAAGCGCGAAGAUGCCUGUGACGGCGACAUAUCCGUGGGUCGGUGAAGUCCGAGCGGCCGUGGAUGCGAAUCCGCAUGCUGUGCGUCGCAAGCGCAUGUGCGGAUACGAGUUUCGACCAGGGGACAUGGCGUGGAACUGCCGUCAGUGCCAGAAAGACGAAACGUGUGUGCUCUGCCACGCGUGCUUCUCGGCGUCACAUUCGAACCUAUCUCACCAUGACGUGACGUUUUACUACACACAGCAAGGGACGGGAUGCUGUGACUGCGGCGACGACGAAGCGUGGGAUCCGGUCGGGUUUUGCGCAGAACACAACCCACCCACAGCGAAUGCGGGUGACGUGGACAUCUUAACGUCGGUGCCUCCGCACCUGCUUACCAUCGCGCAGAUCGAUGUGUCCCGCGAUGUACAGACCUUGCUAGGCUACGUGCUUGGCCGCCGCGCCGGAUUCCAGCGGGUCAUCAAAGCCGAGGACUCAGGAUUAUUUGACCUGUGGCUCCAUGUCACGGAAACUGCGUCCAUUCGAACAGCCCCCGAGAAACUCACCCUUGUUCAGAGGAACAUGUCGCCAGAUAGCGUGUUUCACUGGCUGUCGACGCUCGACAGCGCGAACGUGUCAGUGUUCAAUGCCGGGGAUCCCGUCGUGUACGCCGACGUCGUGGGUAUCCUUGGUCGGCUGACCCAUUGUGCGCUGGCAAGCGAUGUCCUGUGUCGACUCGUAGCGCAUGAGAUGACACAUCCAAAGGACCUGCUGGGCCACGUGAUCCGUACGGAAGCGCUGCUGCCACAACCCGAGAGCAAUGCCCUGCACACGCUCAUCAUGGCGCUAUUGCCAGACCCAGCAUUCAAAGAAGCCUUCGCCAUUGCGUUUGCCGAGUCCUACCGGUCUGUGUUUGCCAAGUAUUUAAAAGGCCACGGCACUCCUGGCCAAACGAUCCUUGUGCUUGGCGUUCAGUUUUUGAACCGACAGUCGUUCGUGCACAAAUUGAUUGCCGACCAUGAGUUGCUGGACGAGUUGCUGGGUGCGCUCGAGGCCAUGUUGCUCAGCAACGCGAGCAACGUGAUCCCCUGGUCCGAUAAGGAUAUGUCUGACUGCGUGGACGAGUCGUCAACGCAUCCAUGGGAUCAACUGGCGCUGCGCAUGCUUCGUUGCAGUGGACCCGACUCGACGUCGUCAGCCACGACACAAGAAUCGGGAGACUCGGUGGCGUCCCCUCGCAGCACAAACGAAUCGUCCGUAGUCAAAGCGGACAGCAACGCGACGUCGCUGCUUCCGCUUCCCAUUCUCCUUCACGUCGAUGGCCCGCCGUUUACCACCCACCGGUAUAGCCAAGUCCUCGUGGACCUCAAGUAUGUGUUUCAGAUUCCGCACGAUCGGUUCCUCGCGCGGUUCGCCGCCUCGUUCCGCUGGCUGUGCCGACUCUUGGCCCGCAUCCAAGGCAUGGGAGCGACGUCCCGCAUCCCGACAACGAAGGACCAUGUGCUUGUGGACAGUCGGAGCUGGAUUGUUUAUAUUGAAAUGUCGACGCUCGUGCAAGAAAUGCUGUCGGCGCUCAUCUUGAACGUCGUCACGACGGAAUCAACCCCGGGCCAUGCGAUCCGCGGUCUCGUAGGGCCGAUUGUCGAAGCGCUGUGUCUGUGGCUGGCUGCCAUCAAGGCAUACUUCCCGCAGCACGUCGGUCGGGUUGGCGCGCCAGACGUCGUUGUCGGCGUUCAUUAUCCGCUGCACCACGCUCUCAUCCUCGUCCUGCGUGGGGCAACGUGCUCUCCCGCCAUGAUGGACGCAUUCAAUGCCGCCGUCGAUGCGACACUUCCCCACGGUCCAUCGAAUCCCCAAGGCGCAUGGCUCCGGCAACAGAUCGUGCUCCCGAUGCUGCGAGCGCUCGUGUGGGAUGCUCAAGUGCACGUGAACUUGUGGCGACGCAAUGGGUUCGGUGUCAUGAACCACAGCAUGAACUACGGUGAACCGUACUACUGCAUGAAAUUUCGAGACUUGGACCUCCUGGGGCUCCAGCACGCCGUGGCCAUUUGUGGCGCUGACGUCGUGGUGCGGCUUGUCUUGGAUCAGUUCGACGUGGCGCCGCUUGAAGUUCGAGAUUUCGACGAUGCCAUGCUGGCGGAGUGCUUCAAAUUGUUGUGCCAAGUCGCAACGGAGCUUCCCCUCGGCACCCCGUCGCUCCACGCGCGGCUCCGCCGGCUGCUCAUCCAGCGACUCUGCAGCAAACCCAGCACCCACUCGGAACUGUUCAAGUGCGUGGCGGAAUAUUGCGCCGUCCACGAAAUUCACGUCGCGCUCUCGUCGCUGUCGCUGGACGCAGCAGUCAAAGAGCUCACCAAGGACGUUGUGCAGCCUCGGCAAAAGGUGUACACCCUCGAUCCCACACACUUGGAACUCUACGACGCGACAUCGAUCCAUUUGACUCGAAAGCAGCACGAAGCCGCGCGGUUGAAUCGGCUCGACCACCGCACGAAUGUUCUCAAAAAGUACGGCCCCCCCUCGACGUUUUACCCGGCGGCGCCGCCGCCCCUGCACAUGACCGAAGGCCUCCUCCCCCACUUUGAAGCCGCGUUUUACCUGAUCCUCCGCCCCGAGAUCUGUGCAAAGCUUGCGGCUGUGCUUCCCCGGCUAGACGACGUUGGGGCGAACCUGGCGACGAUGGCCAUCCAUCUCUUGACGCUCCAGCUGUAUGCGUUGCGGACGGCGCUGGACCAUCCCACCUUCCACGAGCUCGGGAGGGUUUUCCUCGACUGGUUGCCGUCGGUCGUGCCGUCCUUGGUGUCGUUGAAUCCAUGGGCACGACCGAGUUCUGGUUCGUACAGCCACACGGACCACGAGCGGGGGCGACACAUUCAGUGGAUUCUCCACGAACUCUCAAUCUACCCGCCGUUCCAUGCCCUCGUGUACUCGCCCGCUCUCGCGUCGUUGUCCCCGACUGUUGUUUCGACAGACGCACCCCAUCACGCAACGCCCCCGCCGCGCCAUCGCGCGCAGCAGUUGGCGCUGCUUCGCAUGGAAAAACAACGCGCCAAGUUCCUCGCGAGCCUCGACACUGCAGACGUUGGCGACGAUGACGACGGCACGGCAUGGGAGCCGUGUGCGAUGUGCCACGAAACCGAGAGCGCAACCGAGACAGAGGCAUCGUUGUGCUUUGUCGGGUAUGUGCACCCGUCCGCGCUGAACGUGCCGGCGAUCCACUCGGGAAAGAAAACGCCAUGGGAAGACAUGCGACGAGAAGUUCCGUUGACGAUGCAGUGCUGCGGGCAUUGCGUACACAUGGGGUGCUGGGACAGCUACUUUGCGACGCAAUUUCAAAAAGUCAUUACCGGAGAGGCGUACCUGAAUGCGGUGGAUGUGAAAAAAGGCGAGUUUUUGUGCCCGCAAUGCAAGUCGAUCUCGAACGUGUUGGUGCCAGCACGAGUCGACUCGGCCGUUGUCGGCCACGAGCUAGACCCGUUGAACCACGAAAGGCAUCCAUCAGGUGGCGACGCCUUUGACUGGGCAUCGUGGUUGCGGCCCCCAGCACACGAAGAGCCAGCGGCGCGACCGCCACUGGAUGCAGGACUGGCCAAGCUCUGCAUGUCCAUCCAUCGAGUGGCGACGGGGGCGAUCGAAAAAGCCCACCCGAAGCGAUACAUCGCCACUGCGUGCCAUGCCGUGUUCACGUCUCGAUGGACCGCUGCCAUGACCAACAUGCCGUUCGACAAGAUUCAACCGCUCGUCGCGGCCGCCAAACACCUUCGCCAUCCAGACCUGACACGAGAGCACCGACAAUUGCUCGCCCUCGGACAAGUUCCUGACUCGGCUGGCGACGCUUUGGUCGAUACCCACACGCUGACGCACGUGCAAAAGACGUGGCAUUCGGUCGUGGGUGCCAAGCCGCUCUUGCUCCACGACCUCGGCUCGAUUGUAGCGAGAGGGGUGCUGUUGAGCGACAAUGCGCUCGACGCCGCGCGGUCCGUGCAACUCGUCGCCCUUGCAUUUGUUGUGCAGACCACGUUGUGGUUGCUCUCGAACGCGAGCAACCGCGUUCACAUGUCGUCGACCCAAACAAGCGAUCCAAGUGGCGAUAGCCCCACCGACUGGUUCUUGCGAGAGUGGUGCGGCGGCGAGUCGAAAGACAUGGGCGUGGCUGUGCUCCGCCACCUGACAGGGCAGGUUGCGACGUUUGCACCAUGGCCAGACGAUGGGACCGACUGCUACACCGUGCUGGACGGGGUGGCGAUCGAAUUGCGCCCAUUUUGCAACGAAGCGCGGGCCAUGCUCGGCCCAGCGACUACUACCACGUCGUGGCUGUGCCUGCCACGGUUGCCGCAGGUUCUCGUGCACCUCGUGCACACCUGGGUGCAGAUCUGUUGCACGACGUACGACGCGAUGCAAGAUCCGUUGGGUGUGCUGGCGCAAUGGCGGCUCAAGAACAAUUGCGUCGACACUUGGACGACGGUCCUGCGCCAAGAUUUGAAUGCCGCCCACGUGCCCUUGAGUGCGCUGUGGUACCACCACCAUCGCACACACUUUCUGCGGCAUCUCCCGUCGGCCUACAACUCGUUGUACCUGGAUCUGACCAAGCAAGUGUGCCCCACAUGCAACCUCUUUCCCGCUCGCCCCGCGCUCUGUUUAGUGUGCGGCAAACUCAUGUGUGCCGCGUCGUCGUGUAAAUCGAUCUCGCCCAUGUCUGUCUCCGGCGCAUGCACGCUGCACGCGCACAAGUGCGGUCGCGGCGUUGGAAUGUUUAUGCUCGUGCUGGAAGGAAAAGUGCUUCUUGUGAGUGGCAAGUUGGCGGCGUUUUACGGCUCCAGUCUAUACGUGGACGAGUACGGCGAAGGCUUUGGCGAGUCGCACUCGAUGGUGACGUUUCGCGGACGGCCGCUGUUUCUCGAGACGAAUACCCGGGACGCCCUGCUCGAGCUGUGGGCCCAGCAGCGCGUUCCUCUGGCCAUAGUCCAUGCCCAAAACAUUGCGACCCAUCUCGUUCCCAACAGUCACUAUUGAAAACAUGUACUACCUAGUCCAGGAAUCGUCCCAUGUCAACCUUUGCGCCGCUUCGUCGUGUGUAUGUGCUGAAAUGGCGAACCCACUCUGGCACUUGCCAUGCUUCAUGCCGAUCUCGCAAUCGAAUUCCCAUCAUCGUUUAGGCAACUUUGCGCGUGAGCCCAUUUUGGAGGGUCGGGUGUGCAGUCCUUUGUGGAUGGCUGCCCGCGCGGAGGCAUGCCGUGGCUUCGUAUGGCCCUCUUCAGUCCUUAUGCAUGCGAUCGUGGAUUGUUUCUCUCGCGAGAUGCGGCCACGACGUCGGCGAGGGUUCGCUGCGCAAGCUGCCGAAUGCCUACCUCGGCAAACUCGAGGCUGAC
Molecule: messenger RNA, 5352 nt
Organism: Aphanomyces invadans
Lineage: Eukaryota; Oomycota; Saprolegniomycetes; Saprolegniales; Verrucalvaceae
Exons: 15
Coding region: 20-4996 (1658 amino acids)
Biological process (GO): ubiquitin-dependent protein catabolic process via the N-end rule pathway; protein ubiquitination
Cellular component (GO): cytoplasm; ubiquitin ligase complex
Molecular function (GO): ubiquitin protein ligase activity; zinc ion binding
Source: RefSeq, a predicted model, not a curated record